Perkinsus marinus ATCC 50983 is the source of this 429-nucleotide messenger RNA. RefSeq lists its product as hypothetical. The coding region runs from base 1 to 429 and encodes 142 amino acids. The record is from RefSeq and is a predicted model, not a curated record. Lineage: Eukaryota; Perkinsozoa; Perkinsida; Perkinsidae. The transcript has a single exon.
AUGGUUGUUGCUUGUGCUGUCGUUAUGGGUGCUGUAUUGGAUAAUGAUGCCGAACAGCCUCAGGCUGAUAUUAUCGCUGAAAGACUGAGAAGAGCAAGACUCAGAGCUGCGUUGAUUGCCGCUGCUUCUCAAAAAAAGGAUGUGGUAAAGGCGAAGUUCUCUGUGGAUGCGAUACUCGUGUCAGCUGCACAGUUAUUUGGUUGUUUACCCAAUAAUGAACUGGUUCCUCUUCCGCAUGUUGCGGAGGUCUUGUAUCGAGAUAGAUAUUUAUUUAUUGAAUUUAAGACUCAUCCUGAGAUCACCGCGCCGGCCAGCAAGUCUGUUAUACAGUUUACUCGAGAUGGUCAAGCUGUGGAGACUGCGAAACUUCCCACGGGGAAACCUCCUAAUACCUUUGAGCAAUGGCUUCCAUUGAUCAUCAAUGAUUGA